UCCUUCUUCGGGGGCUGUCGGCCUCUUCCGGUUACGCGACAAAAAGAAGAAAAAAAAAAAAGAAAAGAGCGAGCGAGUGAGAGAGGCACGGAAAACACAAGGAAAAAUACAUUUCUCGGCGAGAACAGCGAAAACUUAACUCCACAGAGUUGAUCGCUAUUAAGGAUCGACUCCGACGCGACGCCAUUAAAAAGCCAAGGAGAAGCCGCCGCAGCGGGCACGACGCAGCUAAGAGAGCCCGGAGCUCAGGAGUUUAUUGUUCUUCGCCGCUGACUCGCUCCCUCCAGCUGAGCUAUUUCUGUACGUAGCCGAGCGGGCUAACGUCGGCCAGCGCUGGCUGCCAACGCGGUGCGGGUCCCCAGCUCUCCGUUGAGCCGCAGCGAGCGGCUCUCACCACCAACAGCGGCGGGGCUAAUCCGCUCGGCGCGCGGCCGGAGCUCGGUGUCGACCUCGGCUAGCUCGGCUCGGGUGUGCGAGAAUGGCAACGUCGGCUCUGUACGCCUGCACGAAGUGCAACCAGCGGUACCCCUUCGAGGAGCUGUCGCAGGGCCAGCAGCUUUGCAAGGAGUGUCGCAUUGCGCACCCGAUCGUAAAGUGUACAUACUGCAGGUCUGAGUUUCAGCAGGAGAGCAAAACGAAUACAAUCUGCAAGAAAUGUGCCCAGAACGUCAAGCAGUUCGGAACGCCCAAACCCUGCCAGUACUGUAACAUCAUUGCGGCUUUCAUCGGGACGAAGUGCCAGCGCUGCACCAACUCAGAGAAGAAAUAUGGACCCCCACAGACCUGCGAGCAGUGCAAGCAGCAGUGCGCCUUUGACCGCAAGGAGGAGGGGAGACGAAAGGUGGACGGCAAGCUGCUGUGCUGGCUCUGCACUCUGUCGUACCGCCGCGUCCUGCAGAAGACGAAAGAACAGAGGAAGGGCUUCGGCUCCUCCAACUCCUCCUCGCUGAACGAGAAAGACCACCACUCCAGAUCGCACCACCACCACCAUCACCAUCAUCACCACCACCACCCGCACAGACACAGCAGUUCCCACCACAAGCUGAGUGGGAGCUUGAGUCCUGAGCAAGAGCCGGGACUGUGGAAGCAGAGCCAUAAAUCGUCUUCAAUCCAGAAGGAGACUCCAAAGAAGAAACCAAAGCUGGAGAUGAAGCCAUCCAACGGGGACAGCAGUUCCAUCACCCAGUCCAUGGACUCUGGUGGAACGGACAACUUCAUCCUCAUCAGCCAGCUGAAGGAGGAAGUGAUGUCACUAAAGAGGCUUCUUCAGCAGAGGGAUCAGACCAUCCUGGAGAAGGAUCGGAAGCUCACAGAGCUUAAAGCGGACUUUCAGUACCAGGAGUCAAAUAUGAGAGUGAAGAUGAACCAAAUGGAGAAGGCUCACAAAGAGUCCAUGGAGCUGCAGCAGGCCAAGAACAGGGAGCUGAUGAAACAAGUCGCCGCCCUGUCGAAGGGCAAAAAGUUCGACCGAACAGGAAGCUCUCUGCUGUUGCCCUAACGACGGGCCGGUCAGCGGACGACGGCAAAGAGCGACUUCAUUCUCGUUACACUGUGAGAGUCUCCCUCCUGUGUUUCCUCAUUGCCAUCUACUUUGAUCGCUGCUUACACGCCGAAGGGAGAGACGACGUCGUACGAGGAUACCAGCUGUUACAUUCUCUGGAAAAAAAUAAAAAUAAAAAAUGCAUAUUUUAGGUGUGCGAUGGCGAGAUCGCCUUGAGGGUCAGGACUUUCGAUGGAGCCCUUGUUUCUAACACUGCCGGGCCAAAACAAAACAAGCUUGGUGUGCUAAUGUGGAGAGCAUUCUGGUGACUCUUGGUGAUUAUGGAUGUCAUGCAUUUAUUUAUUCAGUUGUAUUUCUUACCCCUUUUCCUUUUUUUUAGUAGCCCACAUUUUGGGGGAAGGGGGUCUCUUCAAUAGCAGUCAUCGAUUUAUAUUUUUCUAUGUGGAUGCGAUUGUGCAAAAUGAGCUCUCCAUGACAGAGAUUAUGUGAAAAUGUACAAUGUAUGCAAAUGUGGAGUGGGUCAUCGUGGAACAGCAGAGCGCUCCCUGGAACGACUCCGGAAAACCAGCAGCAAGCCGUCUGAACGGCCGUCUGAGGCCGUUUGGCUCCCCACGUUCUCACUGUGCGACAGCUGCAGGGGCUUUGCAGGUCCUCUGCGCUGGAGCAGUCGCAACACAGCAUGAUUUUACUGCCAGACACCAGAACGAUGUUGUGGUGAGACUUAUUUCUCCUCCUCCUGCUCCUUUUUAAUUAUAAUUUUUUUUUUUUAAGGCUAACUUUUAAAUGUAUUUCUGGUCUCGAUCAUUGUAUUUAAACCAUUGCUUCUGUUUUUAGCGAGUACAUAAUGUGUAUAGUACGGCCAGUCGAAAUGAACUCGUCUGUAGAAGAUGCUUUUUAAAGGAACACACCUAUCACCCUACAUUACUGGGUUGGUUUCAUACCGUGGCGUUCAGGAUCACUUUUGUACUUUUUUUCAAACUCAAGUGUUUAAAACUAUUAAAAACUGGCUAAACUGUUA
Messenger RNA from Fundulus heteroclitus (mummichog), 2519 nucleotides. RefSeq names its product family with sequence similarity 76 member B (gene fam76b). Bases 479 to 1498 code for a protein of 339 amino acids. NCBI's taxonomy places the organism in Eukaryota, Metazoa, Chordata, Actinopteri, Cyprinodontiformes, Fundulidae. The transcript is spliced from 10 exons. The record is from RefSeq and is a predicted model, not a curated record.